GGCACCUUUGUGCCCAGCCUUUUCCAGCUGUCGGUGCGUGGCCCGGGGUGGGGGACACCCACGUCCCUCAUGAAGCUCUGGGGGCCACAGAUGGCCACUGACUGUGAAGAAGAGUGUCCUUCCCCAAGAGCAGAGGAGCCCCAGCGCCGGGGCACAGGGACCUGGCACUCCAUGGCCAUGGCGGCCAGCGACUCCACCCUCCUGGAGGCCAGGGAUGCCCCUCUGAGGAUCUACAUCACCUCCCUGAUGCCCACCGCCGAGGGCAACCUGGAGAUCAUUCUGCACAGAUGGGAGAACAACAAUUGUGUUGAGAAGAAGGUCCUUGCAGAAAAGACUGAAAAUCCAAAGAAUUUCAGGAUCAACUAUAUGGCGGUGAACGAGGUUACACUGCUGGAGACUGACUAUGACAAAUUCCUGUUUCUCUGCAUGAAGAGCACCGUCACCCCCAAGCAGACCACCAUGUGCCAGUACCUGGCCAGAUCUGAGGAGGCAGACAACGAGGUCAUGAACGAAUUUUUCCGUGCUGUCUUGACCUUGCCCGUGGACUCACGGAUCCUCAUGGGAUGGCACCAUGUGCCAGAGCCGUGCCCUAUCUAGGAGAGCUCCUGCCUGGUCCUGCCUGCUGGGAAGACCAGACCCCCGCCCAGCCACACCUCCAGCAUCGUACGACCUCCCCCUGCCCUUUCAAAGAAUGUCCACGGCGCAGAAGACGACGGCGUGGCCACCGUGUUCCGGUCCCUUCCUGCUGCACACCUGCACCUCGGGCGUGGGGAGGCUGCUCCCUGGGGACCGCGUCUGGCAGAGAUGAUUAAUAAACCCAUACAACA
Molecule: messenger RNA, 827 nt
Organism: Cebus imitator (Panamanian white-faced capuchin)
Lineage: Eukaryota; Metazoa; Chordata; Mammalia; Primates; Cebidae
Product: glycodelin
Exons: 7
Coding region: 70-597 (175 amino acids)
Molecular function (GO): small molecule binding
Source: RefSeq, a predicted model, not a curated record